AUGGCACGUGUGUCUUGCCUGCGCGCGCUGCCCGUCCCGGACAUGCUGACCGGAUUGAUCGGGGCUAUCGGUACCAUGAUGGCCAUCAGAGACCACACAAAGCAGGGAGGAUCUUACCACGUCUUCGCCUCGCUGAUGGCCGCGGCCUCUCUCCACAUGAAGCCUGAAGUGGGACUGUACGCUCCAGCUGUCGUCCAGCAGUGCACUGAAAAGUUCAAAUGGGACGAGAUGGGUCCUGACCUGUUUGUGCUCGAACUGCUGGACGUGGCUCUCAAAGGGUGGAAGGAUGUUAUGCCCGCAUUCUUUGCAAAGGAAUCUCAGUAUACGACGAGACUGCAAGGUGAUUGGGGCGAUUUCGAGCUGCUAAAACCGGUAGUAAAACUGCCUAGCGUCGAGGCCUCGCCACACCAUAUCACGGCGCCGGAGCCAAACUGCUACCGUGCAAGCGAUGCGGUCUCGUGGCUAUAA
Messenger RNA from Penicillium angulare, 468 nucleotides. Its product is annotated as alpha methylacyl-CoA racemase. The transcript has a single exon. NCBI's taxonomy places the organism in Eukaryota, Fungi, Ascomycota, Eurotiomycetes, Eurotiales, Aspergillaceae. The record is from RefSeq and is a predicted model, not a curated record. Bases 1 to 468 code for a protein of 155 amino acids.